Polypterus senegalus (gray bichir) is the source of this 5039-nucleotide messenger RNA. Its product is annotated as KIAA0753 ortholog. Lineage: Eukaryota; Metazoa; Chordata; Cladistia; Polypteriformes; Polypteridae. Bases 305 to 2977 code for a protein of 890 amino acids. Gene Ontology annotation, biological process: protein localization to centrosome; centriole replication. Gene Ontology annotation, cellular component: centriolar satellite. The transcript has 19 exons. The record is from RefSeq and is a predicted model, not a curated record.
UUACCAUAGCGCUCGAAGAAAUAGCCGGAAGUAUGAAAGACUUGACAGUUUCAUUUAUAAAUGCAUGCUUAAAGAAUUAUUUGCAAUGUUUCUGCGGUCGAGAGACUAGAUUUUACCUUUAUUAAACACGCUAAACAUCUGGAUCGUAGCGUUUGAAGUGUGGCAAAAUACACAGACUUCAGUGUGUCAGUUGAAGGGACGCAAACGACUGAAUAGUCAUGCGUGAAGUUUUAAAAGGACAAAACGGGAGCGCGGCAUUUUAGAAGCGAAGACCCGGUCAUUCCCUUGUCUAUGGAAAAAGGAAAUGAAACCUCAAAAAUGGCCUUUGCAAGUAACUUUUGCUAAAAUGAAUCAGAUGGGUGGUACCUGGAAGGCUGAUGCUCAGACCAGAAAUCAGUUUCUCCAAAACCAGCUCCAGUUUAACAGGGAUGUUCCUGCCAUGCCUGCAAACCUAGCAACUCGAUUUUGUAACCCUGCACCAAUUAUAAUUGAGAAACUGGCACCCUUCAAACCCUGUAAUGAUCCAAGCAGCCCCCAGGUGGCAUAUAGUCCAGGCACUUCAGAGAGUUCAAUGCAGUUUUCUGUGAUCUCAGAAGAACGUCUUCAGUGGGCGGUUAAAAAAGCACAGAGAGACCUGCGACGCCAAAAGCAGAUGUCCAUGCUGGCAGACAGUUUGCAAGAACCAGCUACAGUGAAUGCAGAAGAUGAGGAACCAUGUGAAAAAAUGAGUCAUGGGUUAAAGCAAAAGACAAAAAAGCCAAACAACACCAGUGCCAGGGCAGAGGUCAUGCCAUCAGGAGCCAGUGUUCUUGUCUACAUCCCUGAAAAGCUUAUUCAUCCUACCAGUGCUAAAAUGCCGGUUUCACCACCAACAAAAGACUUUGGGCCAGUACAAAGACAAGGAAGUCCUUUCAAAAACCAAGAAGGGAAGCUCCUUGUUGAGAUGUGUCGAUUGCAGAAAGAACUCAAUGCGUGCAAAAAGGGUUUUGAGGAAAUUGCUAAUCGUGGAGAGCCUAUUGAGCCUCUGGACCCUGAGGAAGUGCGUCGUGCUCACGUUCGGAGGCAGGAGCAAGCAGCCCGCUCAGCAAGGAUAAUUUAUGCACUGCAGCAGCGGGUUAAAGAAAUUUUGGAGGAAGUAGACCGGUUCAGUCCCCACAAAGACAAGAAUGCGAUAAAGUCUAGGGCAAUGGACAGGCUGAUUGUAGCUCAUCGGGGAACAGUGCGUGCCCUGCAGGUCUUUGUCAGCCAGCUCUCUGACCAGAUGGAGACCCGCGUGCCCUCAUAUUACAGAGAACUUGCCAAACUAGUUCGGCAGCUUGCCCUCUGUUCUGCAAAACUGGUUGCAGGAGCAGGAGUAGGCAGAGCUGUUUCUGAGAGCACAAUUAAUAUCCUUGAGCAACUUGAGAAUUUAGAAGUUGCCAUACAGGCUACUGAGAAUCAAAAAAAGAAAGAUCCUCACGUUCGUGGCUCUUCUUCCUCUCCCUUGCGCAAAUCCUCAGCUCCAAGAAGACGAGGUGCUAUGAUUGGGAAGUUCAGGGCAUCAGCUGCCAACAGGAAAAACACUAGAGGUAUAACACACUCGUCAAAAGUAGUCUCCAAAACAGAUCAUUCCUCCUCUUUAGACCGUAAUGAAGUUCUGAAGGCUGGAAUAAAUAAUCUUCUUCGCUUAGGAGUACUGAAAAAGGAGGAACAUGCUACUUCCAAACCUCCUUCUCAAAAGGGAGUUUUGCUGGUUAAUGGGCCACAGGGAUUUCGGAAGACUUCUCAACCAGUAAAUGUCCAGUUUUAUCAGUCUACACUGGCUUCCAAGUUGAAAGAAAAUCAGCCACCCAUUAAGGAAAAUACCACUCCAUGGAUCCCACCACAUCCAACAUCACCGCCAGCCUCCCCUAAACGUGCUCCAUGGAAGAAGCAAAAUUUGAGAGUUCCACUUCUAGAUUCCCAAGAGCACAAAAGCCCAGGAAGGGAGUGUGAAAUGCUGAAAGAGAUUAUGGAGAAAGAGAGGAAGCAUCUUAUGGAACAUGAGGCUGUGAGACAAGCCUGGCUUGAAACUGAAAUGGUGAAUAAGGCAAAUGAGGUGAAAAAACUUCUGAAAGAGGAAACGGAUCAUGUUCUCAGGCUUAGGUCAGAGGCUGCAUCUCCAACUCGAUGGGCAGAAACAGCUGAGAGAGAAGCUCGGAAACGAUUGGAGCCUCUGCUGGACAGAGCACAGAAAAUUGGUGAUAAGAUGGAGAAGAAUACUUCACUGAAAAACAGACUGUCCAUGCAAGCUGCAGAAAAAGCAGCAUGGAAUGCAGAUUUACUGAGUGAAAAAAUCCUGGAUGAACUACUAGAAGACACUGUUCAGGCUCUUUGGAAUAUAGAGGAAAAUCGACAGAUCCAUCAGGCUGGCAUGGCGAUGCAAGACAGUCCUACCUUGGAAGCCAUGUUGGCCCGAAUGGAGGAGAUGGAGAAAGACCAGGAGGCUGUAAGGCAAAGAUUAACCCGGAUUAUCUAUAGUGAUCCUGAUGUAUGGACAGAGGUUGAUAAGACAGGGAAAUCUUCCCAUGAAAAAAAACCUGUCAAUCCCCUGCCAAUUAAAAUCACCAAAAGCAUGGAGCGUCGGGACCCUAGUGUUGAAAUCAUUGUUGAGGCCCCCGUUGAAUCAAAUGUUGUGCAUGAGGACUCAUCUAUAGAAGAACAGUCACAGGAAAAUGAAAACCCCACCAUACCCAAGGCGGUGGAAUUUAGAAAUCCAGCAGCAACAACUCUCUUCUUACCAAAACGAAUGCAACAAAACAUCCUUGACUACAGAGAGAGGCAUGAGGCUUUUCUCCGGCUUAUAUAUCAUGAUGCUGUAGGAGGGUUUAACCCCUGGGAUAUUGUAAACAGUCUAGCUGAAGAACUGAUGUCUGAAGCCCUGAGUGAGGUUGCUGCAGAAUUCCAAGGUGUCUGUGAGGAGUAUGCAGAGGCUGUUUUUACCUCUGAGUUUUUAUAGCCCAGAGAUUUGUCAUCUUUUUUUUUUCCUCUCAAGAAAAUUCAAUUAAUUGUUUCCUGUAUUUUGUUUCCUGAGGUUGUUGAUUUUUAAACUUCCAUCAGUCUGUAAAAUCAAUAGAAAGGAGGCCAGUAGGCUUGCCUGUGGACUAAGAAUCUUACUCUUGUAUCUAUAUCGGUAUGAUGCCUGCCUGUUCAAACCAUGUACAUUUGACUUGAAAAAUAUGAAGAAGGCAAAUCCCAAAGCCUUUAAGAUUAAGUCCCGUUUGAGAGGAUUCAGAAAACACUUGUGACAAAAUGUGUUUUAUUUAUUAGCCUUUUGAGCACUGCAUGCAGUACAGACCCAGACCCCACCUCUUGAAGAGGCCGAUUAUGUGUGCUUUGUGGGUUGCAAGCAUGUCAUUCUGUGACUCAUAGUCAUAACAUCACAGAACAGUCGCACACAAACCUGAAUUGCUGUACUUAAUGUUUUAAAGAUAAAAGACAUUGCAAUUAUCUAAACGAUUCGGCACCCUCUGGAUUAAGGACUGCUUGUAAACGGCAGGGUCACUGAUUGAAUUACAGUAAGUACCCCUCUGAGGCACUGAGGCGAUGCUUUCUUCUUGCUGGUUAGAUCUAAAAGUUGGAAAUGAGAUUUCCCGAUGCACAGUUUGCCGUUCAUCCAGAUUUGUUUUUUUUUUCUCAUAUGUACAAACUGAAUCUUAACAGGUUUUUAGCCAUGGUAGGUGUAAAACAAAUUGACUUGACAAUCAGCGAAGUUAGGAGUGCAGACUGUAAGGAUUUAAAACCCUGUAACAUGCUUGUUUGUUUAUAAACUCUUAAACAUGGAUGAGCACAAAAUCUGUACCACCUCCCACCACAGUAUUAACUGGACUCUAAUAUUUAAAUCAUUUUCCUCAGAAUUCUUGUCCUGUCCACUAUCAGUCUUGUUACAAACUUGACUAGGUCCAUUCUUCAAAGUCUGCUUGGCUCGCCAUAUCUCAUGUUUCUAGAGUUAUAGGUGUUUGACUUGAAGGGUUCACAUAGUUUAAUGCUCAGUAUUGUUUCUUUAAAUCUUGUGUAUUUUAUACAAUUUAAGGACUAAAGAGUUUGAGACUUUAUGGAUUACUGAACAGGCCUACCUGAGCACAUGUAGCUAGACUAUGAAAGUUCUAAGGAAACCCCAUCUGACCAACUUCUUUUAAUGCAGCUGUUCUUUAGUGUUUAAGUUCACUUUCUUCAGACUUACACAAAAAAAAAAACUUUACAGGUGGUGGACUUCCUACUAUAGAAGGGAUGCUAUAGUAGUGAAAUCUACCUUGGCGGAUGUGCCAAGGGAACCUUUCGCCUUUUUAAUAACUCUCUAGACCUGCAAGUGUUAAUGCAGUAGUAGUCUGACAAAUGGCAUGUCAUACAAAUGUAUAGUCUUGCCAUUCUCAUUGGAUGAAGUAUUGCCAGCUUGUGUUGUUUACUGUGAAAAUAGGCAAACUUGUCUCCUUGCCUUGUUUAUUUCCCCGUUUUAGACUGAAAGGUUAUGAAUAUGUAGGUAGCAGGAAGUGAACAUGCAAGCAUUUGUUUCAAGAGGGAGGAUAGAUCUACAAUCAAAAUAAUGGAAGGCACUCACUCGAUGGUUUGUGUAUGAGAAAUGAUAAGCAAAGAGAUACGCCCAUUGAUUUGUGAGGCCUGAAGAGAGACACAGACAGCAACGCUCUUGUACAGAUCAUAAUAAGCCUUGUGUUCGCUUACAUUGACCUCGUAGUGACCAACACCUAAAAUGAACAAAUGGUGUAAUUAAUUCAUACAAAGCAGGACUGAGACCAGAUCACUGUUAAUUGAGCUCAUGAAUACAAUGGCUCCCUCAUUUUAUACUCAUGAUAAUAAUGGUUUUUGAAAGUCUUCUCUUUUUAUUAUGCCUUUGCUCUAUAGUAAGCCAUAUAUCUUUUUAAAGAUAUAAAGCAGCUUUCCAAAAAGUAUGUAUUUACAUGUUUGUGUGUUUCCCUAAUAAUCUGCAAAAAUACUUGAAAAGUGUUUUGUAGUUUAAAUGAUUUUGUGUGUAUUUAAGAAUUAUAUUUUUUCAAAUAAAUUGU